This is a messenger RNA of Staurois parvus, 378 nucleotides long. NCBI's taxonomy places the organism in Eukaryota, Metazoa, Chordata, Amphibia, Anura, Ranidae. The record is from the annotation of a GenBank genome assembly.
AUCUCUUCCCUGUCAGCUCCAGCACACUGCUUUAUAUGGCUCUGCAUAGCAGAGCCAUACAAAGCAGUGUGCUUACAAUGUAAAGCACACCCACAGCACACAGUUUACUCUUUGAUCGCCCAGAUGUUAACCCCUUCCUGCCCAGUGUCAUUAGUACAGUGGCAGUGCUAUUUAUUAGAACUGAUCACUGUAUUGGUGUCACUGGGGAUGUCAGUGACAGUUAGUCAGUUCCCCCCAGUGUCAGAAUGCCCGCCGCAGUCUCGCAGUUUCAGUCGCUGAUUGCCACCAUUACUAGUAUAAAAAAUUUUAUUUUGAAUUCCAGUGUAUAUAUACCGCCAUUUGUAAACGCUAUAACUUUCACAUAAACCAAUUAAUUUA